AUGUCAAACCUACAGACAAUUAAGGUAGCGAAAAGAAAGCUUCGAAAUGAGAUAAAGUCAAAACUCAAGACGAUAAGUCAAAGCUCGCUUAAUGCACAAUCUCAAAAUAUUUUAGAUCAACUAUGCAAGUCAAAAUCAUUUCAAAAUGCUCAGUCAAUUGCACUUUAUAUGAACAUGCCAGAUCUGGAAAUAAAAACAAUGCCAAUAAUAGAGAAGUGUUUUCAAAUGAAUAAACAAGUCUAUUUACCAAGAUGUAAUACCCAACCUGCCCCAGAUCGUAAAUCAAAUUACUUAUCAAUGCUAAAAUUACCUUCAUAUCAACAUGUACAGGAGUUGAAACCCCAAGGUAAAUAUCAAUUGCUAGAGCCUUUGAGAGGAGAAGACAUAUUAGAAAAAGGUGGAUUAGAUUUAAUCAUCAUGCCUGGAGUUGCAUUUACCUCAAGUUUAAAAAGAUUGGGUCACGGAGCUGGAUUUUAUGAUGAAUUUUUAUCAGUACAUUUGAAAAAAUGGUCAUCAUUACCAACAUUGAUUGGAUUAGCAUUAGAAGAACAAGUUGUUGAAGAUAACGUUUUACCUAUAGAGGAUCAUGAUUUUAAAUUAGAUCAAAUCAUUACAAGUUCACGUACAUAUCCAGAAUAA
Messenger RNA from Lodderomyces jiufengensis, 639 nucleotides. RefSeq names its product 5-formyltetrahydrofolate cyclo-ligase. Gene Ontology annotation, cellular component: mitochondrion. Bases 1 to 639 code for a protein of 212 amino acids. The record is from RefSeq and is a predicted model, not a curated record. NCBI's taxonomy places the organism in Eukaryota, Fungi, Ascomycota, Pichiomycetes, Serinales, Debaryomycetaceae. Gene Ontology annotation, biological process: folic acid-containing compound biosynthetic process; tetrahydrofolate interconversion. Gene Ontology annotation, molecular function: 5-formyltetrahydrofolate cyclo-ligase activity. The transcript has a single exon.